Molecule: messenger RNA, 1021 nt
Organism: Cladocopium goreaui
Lineage: Eukaryota; Dinophyceae; Suessiales; Symbiodiniaceae
Source: the annotation of a GenBank genome assembly
GCAUGGUUGUGCUGGGCAGGCGAUGGGGCGAGGUCUUGUCGGCGCAUGGCGGAGAAGGAGGAAGUUGAAGCAGGGGACCAGCAUCGGAUCCUUGCAGAUCAGGUGAAGACAAACCAAAGGGCGUCUAGGCCUUUUGCCAAAGCCUGGCGUUCUUACUGCGAUUCCCACGGGGAUGGCUUCUAUGAUCCUGCCAGGCACCCUAAAGAGUUCUUGGAAGACUUCUUGAAAACUGCCGCCGACAAACAUGCAGAUUCCGACGAUGAGGAUUCCAGUGACUCCUCGAGUCGCAGCCGCAGCCGGCGGCGUAGCCGGCGCAGACGUCGUCAUGGUACUGGUCGGCAUCGCACCCGGCACCGACGACGACGGCGGGAUCGAGGACGAACCCGGCGCAAAGGUCGUCGACGGAGGUCCAGUUCUAGCAGCUUGUCAGGUGAAUUGCCAACAAGAAAGGCCGCCAUCAAGGGUGCCGAGCGUGCAGUGGCGGCGGCCCUGAAAGAUUUGGAAGCCUUGAGAGCAGCCAAGCCUCCAGAUGAGGACGAGGCGGCCCAGGUUGAGGAGGAGCAAACGCAGCAGAAGGAGGUGGAGCAAAAAUUUGAGAAGCUGAAGGCUGAAAUUGAAGCAGCGAAAGUAGAUAAGAUCCGAGAAACUGAAAGAAAAAUUGAGGAGGAGAAGGCGACGCGAUUGAAGGAGGCGGAGGAGAAGCUCAACGAGUCCUCAAGCUUUAGUGCAGCAAAACUGGCAAAGGCCAUUGCGAAACACCUCAGGGAUGCAGAAACCAAGCUUCGCUCUGAGGCUCAGGACCGUAUUGAUGCAGUCAAGAAGAAAGCCGAGGCUAAAUUGACUUCAGCGAUGCAGGAGGUACCUUCUAAGAUCGAAUCCUCCUGGGCUUUGCAAAUGACCCGCCUUGAACAAACUGCUCGGGAUGCGCGUGCUGCACUUGACGCACUACGCAAGGAAAGCAAGGACAAGUGAGAAGCAAAGCAAAGGCAGCACAUGCGAAGCCUUCUCUUCGGGGAGAGCC